AUAACAGUACCUACCCUGCCUACCUGCACGGCUCCUUUGAUUGUGGUUAAACGCUGGUGUCAGCUCUCGGUGUAAUAGAGAGAGAGAGUGAGAGAGAGAGAGAGAGAAAAACACACAAAAAAACAGCAGGGCUCCGGGUCUCUUCAGCAUACAUAAAGGCGAGCAAUGAGAGGAGCUGAGCCUUGAAUUAAAUCACUCUCCGCUAAAUGGAUCUUUGAGACUCAGCCUAGACGCAGGCAGCUGCUGUUUUGCGCGUCUUCAAACCGAAACAGAAACCUGGAUUUUUCUUUUAUUAUUUUCAUUUUCUACUAUCUACUAGAAACAUCUCCUGUCUCUUUGAAAAUGUCUUGUGUUCGUGGUGAGAUACAGUAAGCUGCCAGCUUUGUAUCGGAAAGAGGCUCUUGCUCUGCGAUCGUUAAGCAGAGUACACCAAGUGACGCCAGUGGAUAUCUGCACUGCUGGAGGACACCAGGGAUGCUUUCCCUCACUGAGGAUUUCAGCCUAGAUUACAGUGGUUAUUCAUCCAUGCACACGAGAGAGGCACGGGACACAGGACACAGGCAGAAACAACAAGAUGAGACCAUUUAAUGAUGGUACCUUCUAAGGAAAAAAGCACAAACCAAGCUGAGGUGGUGGAAGCGCUUUUAAGCAUUGCCACAAGUUUACUGCAGCCAAGCCUCAAUCUAAAGGCAGAUACUCAAGAUUUUUCUGAUUGAUACAUGGAGAUAAUAUUCAGUAUCAUACAUCCAUCAAUGAAGAGGAGGCAAAUAAAAGGAUUGUUUCUGGCCCUGAGAGCGGCAGAACAGCUGUACUGAAACCAUAGUGGUAUCACAUCCCUUUCAUUCGUUUGGCCCUGCACAUGACUCUCGGAGAAGCACCAAUGGCCUGCAGCUUAGGCAUGGUGAUGAGUGCCUUGUUUUGGUCUGUAGCCAUUGUAUAUUUGACUCAUAUUGGCGGAGCCAGUGGAGACUGCUGGUUAAUUGAGGGUGAAAAGGGCUUUGUAUGGCUUGCAAUUUGUAGUCAAAACCAACCACCUUAUGAGGCCAUCCCACAGCAUAUCAACAGCACCAUUGUGGACCUUCGUCUGAAUGAAAACAAAAUCAAAAGUAUCCAUUAUUCUGCCCUUAGCCGCUUUGCCAACUUGACCUACCUGAACCUGACUAAGAAUGAAAUCUCCUACAUAGAAGACGGGGCCUUUUCUGCUCAGUUUAACUUGCAAGUCCUUCAAAUGGGCUUCAAUAAGUUGCGGAACCUGACAGAGGGGAUCCUCAGGGGUUUAGGAAAGCUGCAGUACCUCUACCUCCAGGCGAACCUGAUUGAGACUGUGACACCUAAUGCCUUUUGGGAAUGCCCCAACUUAGAGAACAUUGACCUCUCCAUGAACCGAAUCCAGCAGUUAGAUGGGUCCACGUUUGCCAGUUUAAAUAAACUCACCACCUGCGAGCUGUACACUAACCCUUUCAACUGCUCAUGUGAAUUACUUGGUUUUGUCAAAUGGCUCUCAGUUUUCCCAAACAGGACAAAUGAACGGAUGGUCUGCGACUCCCCGCCUGGGGUUUCCGGUUAUAGCUUACUGAGCCAGAAUCCUAACAAUCCAAACUAUCGAAAUGCACUGCACAUGCUUACCACUGUGUGUACUGAUGACUAUGUAACACCAUUUAUUACUGUGUCCAUUGAGUCAACAACACUACCACCGGAUUCAACGCUUUGUGUACUGGAAGAUUGUUCAUCAGGCACAGGACCAGAAGAAAUUAAUAAUGACAUAAUCAGUACAACUGAAAACGAUGGUCAGGGAAUCCCAUUGAUGAAAGUGAAGCAAGUAACAAACACAGGUGCUACCAUCACAGUUCAGAUUCCUCAUCCCUAUAAGAAGAUGUACAUCCUGGUUCUUUACAACAACAGUUUUUUUACGGAUAUUCAAAACCUGAAAGAUAUAAAAGAGGACAUUGAAUUAAAAAACCUUAAACCCCACACCAACUACACAUACUGUGUUGCUUCAAUACGCAAUUCUCUUAGACACAACCACACGUGUCUGACAGUCUCUACCGGCCCUCGGAAUGGAAAGGAUAGAAUUGUAAAAAAUGCGACUGCUACGCAUUACAUUAUGACAAUUUUAGGCUGCCUCUUCAGCAUGGUUAUAUUUCUUGGGGUUGUUUACUAUUGCUUGAGAAGAAAGCGCCAGCAAGAUGAAAAGCACAAAAAAUCAGGAAGUCUAAAGAAAAACAUAAUGGAACUAAAAUAUGGACAAGAGCUGGAGGGUGGGACAAUAUCUCGAAUGUCUCAGAAGCAGUUGUUAGCAGGGGAGAGCAUGGCACGUAUGCCAUACUUACCAUCUGCAAGUGAAAUGGAGCAGUACAAAUUUCAAGAGAUAAGUGAUACUCCUAAAAUGAUGAAGGGAAAUUACAUGGAGGUGCGAAGUAUGGAUCACCAUGACCGUCGGGAGUGUGAUAUGGGAAUGGCUGGGAAUAGUCAGGGAUCAGUAGCAGAAAUUUCCACUAUUGCAAAAGAGGUGGAUAAAGUCAAUCAGAUAAUAAACAACUGCAUAGAUGCUUUAAAGUCAGAAUCCACCUCUUUUCAAGGAGUGAAAUCUGGAGCAGUGUCCACUGCAGAGCCCCAGCUUGUACUAAUAUCAGAACACCCACAGAGUAAAUCUGGCCUUCUGUCUCCAGUGUAUAAGGACAGCUACCACCACUCUCUGCAGAGACAUCGGACUUCUGAUGUCUCUCCAAAGAGGCCCAGUACAGCCACAGGAGGGCCCAUGCGAAGCCCCAGGCCUUAUCGCUCUGAAUCCAAGUACAUAGAAAAAACCUCCCCAACAGGAGAGACCAUUCUCACUGUAACACCUGCUGCUGCCAUCCUGAGGGCCGAGGCAGAAAAGAUCCGUCAGUACAGUGCCCACCGGCACUCCUAUCCCGAUGCUCAGAUAGAGGAGCUCGAAGGACCUGACAGCCACAAGUCCUCCAUGUUGGAGCCUCUCACUCACUCCCGUUCCAGAGACUUAGCAUAUUCGCAGAUGUCCUCUCAGUACCACAAUCUAAGCUAUUCCUCCAGUCCUGAAUACUACAAACCUUCACACAGCAUCUGGGAGCGAUUCAAACUCCAUCGGAAACGGCAUAAAGAUGAGGAGUACAUGGCUGCGGGGCAUGCACUGCGUAAGAAAGUCCAGUUUGCAAAGGAUGAGGACCUCCAUGAUAUUUUAGACUACUGGAAAGGCGUAUCAUCCCAACAUAAAUCCUAACCUAUCUAGUCAUUUGAUUUUUGUUUGUUUGUUUGUUUAUUUGUUUGUUUGUUUUUUAAAGGACAACACAUUGCAGAAAUGACACAAUCACCUCAUGUGACAACUGAAUCAGUGGAUACUUCCAUAAUAGAAUUAACUUCUCGCUCACAUGUAUCUCACUCUCUUUUGACUGUGAAGAAAAUGGGGUAAGGAUUCUUUCAAUUUGUCUUGUUAUGUAAAGCAUUCAUCGGGAAAACUAUAUUGCAAAUAAAUAAUAUAUAUGUUACAAUGGAUAAUAGGUUUUUUGGGUAUCGCAUGGCCAAGUCCUGUGACAGUGGAUUUGCUGUUGUGUAAUAUGAAACUAUUAUAUGAAGAUAUGUCUACUGAAGCCUCAGUAUUUUUGAAAAACUGUCCAGCCCCUCCAUUUAAAAUGAACAUUCUUUUCUUCCCUCCUUGCAUAUAUUUAAUUCAAAACUAUGUACAGAUAUGGGUUUCUAUAUUUGCAGUGUUUGCUGUGUAAAUGGAAAAGUGUUAGUGGAUGAAUCAGGUUUAACAAAUGGAGCGCUGUUCAUUUAGAUUACCUUGUUUAUAAAUAACCGCAAGUCCCACUUUAAACCCAUGAGAACAUUUGUCUUUUUAUCAUCAUCACUGCAUGUUCUUUUCUUUACUUGUUUUUUAUUAUUAUUAUUAUUAUUUGAAGACUUUUACAUCUUUUACAUGAUUCAGUCCCCUGAAUCACACCAUGCAGUAUUCACUGGAAGGAUUUUGAAAGACUUCAAAAGUGCAGUGCGAUCAUGCUGUAGUGAAGGUAUCCGUCAUUAGUUUCAUGAACCACCACCUGUAUCUUUAGUACCAAAGUACAAAAAAAAACAAAAAAAAAAAAAAGCUGAAAUGUUUACAAUAUUUCCGCACGGCCUGGGGAUCAUAAUAUACGGUACGGUGGCUCCAUGUAGAUUUUUCCUUCUCCGGUUUUAUCAUUUAUUCCUUCAAAAGAGAAAACACUGGGAAACAAUAAUAGCCACACACAGGAUGUGGUGUUGAAGUCCUUCUAUUAAUCAUUAAUAUUUCAAAGGGAAGACAGCUGUACUUUGUCACCUGUUAUUUAGGUACAUGGACAGAUGUUGUGCCCUGCAGGAGAGCCCGAUGGAUGAAUGUAACAGAUAUGUAUUUUGAUCUGUCUAUGGCAGCUUUUAUGUAUAUUUUCAAGGAAAUAUUUAUUUGAUGCUAUUAACUACUGUGUUUUUGUUUUUCCUUUGCUUCAGUAUUUCUUCCAGUGUAUUAUAUUGCAUAAUGUCUGAUCCAAUAAAUGGAGGAAAGUAGUUGGUUUUUCAGAUGGGCCUUGUUGCUUGCUGAGAGGUUUCAUUUUAUUUUUUUAUCUGCUAGCCUAUUAAAUCUUUUGUAUAUUAUGAAAGCCUCAUACCGGGCAAAUAUAAACAUGCUAGAGUAAAUUUUGAGAAUGUGAAACUGAAUCCUCUGACUUACUGGCUGUGAAUUUGUAUAUUUUGAUUUUUUUAAGUACAUAUAAGACUAAACACUUUUUCUUUCUAAGUUGUUUAUAUAAAUUGUUCCAAACAGGCUCAUGAUGAUUCAUCACAUAUUUACUAAUGAGUAGUCAAUAUCUACUUCCCUACUGCUCAUUUUGAAGAAGUGUUAUGCUGUAACUCGAAAUGUAUCAGCAAUGCAGGAUUUGGGUUUAUUAAAAAAAAAAAAAGCAGAGAACAUCUCUUUGUGGUUCCACCGUUAAAUUUUACAUCAUUUACUUCAUAGUCAGGAUUUAAAGUCUUAUUAUUGCUGUCAGUUUAAGGAAACAAAGAAAACUGCUUACCCAAGUAGAAGCAGGUCUUCUUUUUAUUUUCUCUACUACCUCCCCCCCCCCCAAAAAAGAAAAAAAAGGAAAACAACAUGCAAAUGAGCACACAUUUUUCAUCCGUCCAUCCAGGUUUUAUAUGAAUAUUAAAAGAAAAAAAAGAAACAUUUCAGUUGGGUACAAGUAUAGAUGAAAAAGAAGAAGAUGCAAUAUGAUGAUGUAAUUGAAAGAGUCACUAGUCAAACUUCAAAUGAAAGCAAUGCAGCAAUGACUUCCAGUUAUGGAAAUCCAGUAUCUUAAUUUGCCUUUUGUAUUAAUUUGAGGGACAUUAAAGUCUCUUCAUUUGUGCAGAUCAGAUCUCCUUACUUGACACUUAAGUCACAUAAUUCAUGUGCAUCAUGAUUAAUUCACUAAGCCUGUUUCCACUGCACUUUGGUGCACCUUUUGUUUUCACUGAUUUAAGAACCCUUCCACCUCAUUCAAGUGCAAAAGCCUUUGCACUCAUUACAUCGAAUUCAGACCAGUUGGUUUUCUUUUUCUUGGUAAAAUCCAAAUCUACUGUAACAAUCUGACGUGGGUUAGACCAUAGUGAGCGUAGUCUCCAGAUGGAUGAUGAUACAUCAACUAAAAUAUGGUCAGAAUUUUCCUCUCUAAUACUAGGAACUCAUUUCCUUUCAGGUUGCUCCUUGCAGCUGCUUCUAAAGACUCUCCACGUGCAUCUCUCAAUAGGUUAAAAAUGGCUGCCCUUGGCUGUGCAAAUGAAUAUUAAACAGUUCAUGAUCAAUGAAUUAAAACAUGAAAGAAGGGCAGAAAUAUGCUGUCAUGCAUGCAUCUUGUGUUAAGGUGAGAACUGAGUCUACAAUCUGAUAAUAGAGCUGACCUAAGGAAAGGAAUUUAUCCGGUCAAAAUUGGUUUAAUCAGCUCUUUUUUCCAUUAAACACCGACUAUGUAAGUAUAACUGCAGGCGUUUAUUACCCCAUUUAUAUUUUUUCUGUGUCAUAAGUCUGUGUCCAUUUCAUCUAAGUGUGUCAUGAAGCUGUUUUUAUUCAUUAAUGUGAAAUGAAGCAUUCAUGAGCCUGAUGUGAAUGUCUUAUAUAAGCACCUUGUAAAGUGUUAACUGGGUUGUCUGACUUAAUACUUCAACCGCCUUAAGAUUUUGGGAUAUGUAUACAAGAGUAAACUUCCUUUUGUUUUAUUUCCAAUGUUGAUACUGUUGUUGAGUCUCCAUUUGUUAUUUUUU
Molecule: messenger RNA, 6264 nt
Organism: Archocentrus centrarchus (flier cichlid)
Lineage: Eukaryota; Metazoa; Chordata; Actinopteri; Cichliformes; Cichlidae
Gene: elfn1a
Product: extracellular leucine-rich repeat and fibronectin type III domain containing 1a
Exons: 3
Coding region: 860-3238 (792 amino acids)
Cellular component (GO): plasma membrane
Molecular function (GO): protein binding
Source: RefSeq, a predicted model, not a curated record